AUGACGAUAAAAACUUUGAGACUGAAGGAUCUAGUAGUAGAUAAUGUCAAUGAAUUGAAACAGUUUAAACGGUUACUUAAAUUUAGAUUAAAAGAGCCAAAAAGAAAGAUUAUCAACACAGAAAUAAGUUUAUACAACUUAGAAAAGGUAUUAGACAAGCCUAUACUCUUCAUUAUGUGUCUAAAGAAAACCCCUAUCCCAAGGGUCAGGGGCAUUCCUGAUACAAUUCUAUUAUCCUUGAAUUGUAUAAUCAACAGGAUGGAUGUAAUUAAGUUACUAGGAGAAAUCCAAGUCACAGAGGCAAAGAAUCGUCAAGUCAGAAAAAAACAGCUGCUUGGUCUGAUGCAUAAACCUGUGUUACAGAAAUCUUUAUCAAUGAUAGGUACUAUUGUGGUUCGCCACAUUUCUUUUUUUACAAGAGACAUUGUUUGGUUAAGUGAUCAAUACGGCCGUAUCAUCUUAACAAACACAACAGGUGCCUCCCUACAUACUGUGCCAAAUACAAUGAGUUAUACUGGAGGACACUGUGUAACUAAUGAUGGGGAUCUCAUUUAUAUUGACGGAUACCACAACAUUAACAAGUUAUAUAAAGACAAAAUAACGCAAUAUACUAUAAGAAAGAUAAGAGAACCAUGGAUGGCAGAGUGUGUUUACUAUUCUCCUUCCAGUGCAGAUCUACUGGUUGGGAUGGUGGAGUAUGAUAAGGAUAAUCAUAUAUAUACAGACGCCAAAGUAAUGAGGUUUGAUUACUCAGGAAUAUCAUGUCAUAACAUUGAACACAAUAAAAAGGGUCAGAAACUGUACAAAUUUCCUAAAUAUAUAACCGAGAACCAUAAUGGAGAUGUAAUCGUUUCUGACUUGAACCAUGGUGUAGUAGUGACAAGUCGUACAGGAAGACAUCGUUUCUCUUACACCGGACCUUCAUCGUGGUCACGAAUAUAUCCGCAAGGUGUUUGUGUAGACGCACUGUCACAUCGUUUCUCUUACACAGGACCUUCAUCAUGGUCAAGAAUAUAUCCGCAAGGUGUUUGUGUAGACGCACUAUCACAUAUCCUGGUGUGUGAUGCUAAAAGCAAAACAAUUCAAAUGAUUGACAAAAACGGUAACUUCUUAUCACUGCUGUUCACCGAAGAAAACGAGAUAACAGUAUCAGGGGGUCUGGCGUAUGACAUCAAAAAUCACCUUCUCUAUGUUGGAGCAACCGAUCAUCGCAGCACCGUAUGUGUUUACAGAUACAUACAAAGAAAAGACUAUAUCACUGACGAUUUUAAUCACUAG
Molecule: messenger RNA, 1278 nt
Organism: Saccostrea cuccullata (small rock oyster)
Lineage: Eukaryota; Metazoa; Mollusca; Bivalvia; Ostreida; Ostreidae
Exons: 1
Coding region: 1-1278 (425 amino acids)
Biological process (GO): protein polyubiquitination; negative regulation of translation; proteasome-mediated ubiquitin-dependent protein catabolic process
Molecular function (GO): translation repressor activity; ubiquitin protein ligase activity
Source: RefSeq, a predicted model, not a curated record